This is a messenger RNA of Polyodon spathula (Mississippi paddlefish), 623 nucleotides long. RefSeq names its product guanylyl cyclase-activating protein 2-like. The transcript has 4 exons. Gene Ontology annotation, cellular component: photoreceptor inner segment; cone photoreceptor outer segment. Lineage: Eukaryota; Metazoa; Chordata; Actinopteri; Acipenseriformes; Polyodontidae. The coding region runs from base 39 to 623 and encodes 194 amino acids. The record is from RefSeq and is a predicted model, not a curated record. Gene Ontology annotation, biological process: visual perception. Gene Ontology annotation, molecular function: calcium ion binding; calcium sensitive guanylate cyclase activator activity.
GUCAUUUAUCUACUAAAGAGGAAAUCCACAGUAAGAGGAUGGGACAAUUUCAAAGCUCCGGGAAGCAAGAAAUUGAUGUUGCGGACCUCCAGGAAAUGUACAAAAAAUUUGUUGUGGAAUGUCCCAGUGGAGCUUUAUAUCUGCAUGAGUUUAAAGGAUUCUUCAGCGUUCUGGACACCUCUGAAGAGUCCUUAUAUAUGGACAACAUCUUCAAAACUUUUGAUAAGAAUGGGGACAAUAUCAUAGACUUUCUGGAGUACAUAGCAGCUUUAAAUCUUGUACUAAGAGGAAAACUUGAACAUAAACUGAAAUGGUCUUUCAAGGUGUACGAUAAGGAUGGCAACGGAUGUCUUGACAAAGAAGAACUGAGGGAAAUUAUAGAGACAAGCAGCAAAAUGGAUCAUGAAACCCAAUUACUUACACCCGAUGAAGUCUGUGACCGAAUUUUCGGGAUAGUUGAUGUGAAUGGAGAUGGACAACUUUCCCUGGAAGAAUUCAUUGAGGGUGCUCAGAAGGAUGGAUGGGUUAUGAAGAUGCUAACCUUAGACAUCAAUCCCACUGGAUGGGUUACUGAACAAAGACAAGUUCACCAAUCUAAAAAGCAAACAUUAUAUAUACAGUAG